AUGCCUCACUUUGCAAACUCUCUUUUAAGAAGCAUCAUAAGCAGAAGUCAGUUUGAUAGCAUCAAGAGAAAGCAAUGUCUCCAAUAUCUAAAAACCCUGAGAACGCUGCAAUAUGAUGGGUUUAAGACCAUCUAUCUUGGUGAAACAGAAAUCUCAGAAAGUCUUGUAACUGGAGAAGAACUUGGUGGUGGAUAUUUCAUGCAAACUCCAACUUGGUGUAUUGUGCAUGCUGGGAGUAGUCAAGGAUGGGUGCCUUGGAAAUACCGGAUGUUCCUGAGAGAUGAACUCUGUAUCAAACAUGAAGACAACCUCUUCUUCGAGUUCUGUGAUGUGGUAAGGAAGGCCUAUGGGAAGUGUGCCAUCGUGGUCAAAGAGAGAAGGCAGCAGGAGGAGUUGAGGCCAAAGGAAGACAGAGAGGCUGAGACCCAGCCCUGUGUCCCGAUAGUCAUGAACUUAACAAGCAUCAUGUGUUGCCCUGAGGUGGCCAAGGCCUGCGGCCAUGAACUACUCUCUCUGCCUUCCCCUUGUAAUUACCUGAAUCCUUUAGAUUCAGCCUGGUCUUCUCUAAAAUGGUUUAUCAUCAAUAACAGAAAAGAGUUUUGUUUGCAGUCCAUUGAUAAUGUCUAUUCUUACCAGUAUAUACUUUUCAGUCAUUUAAUUAGCAAAGGGAUUGAAAGGAUAAACCCAAGCAAGUGGAAAAUACUAACUAACAAGGUACGAAGAUGGGAAAACUACUACCUUGGAAAAUUUUCUUAAGGAUGAUUUCACCAAUAAGUAGCAAGACUCUGUUAUGUGUCUGGUCUUUACUACCAACUCUACUGAGCUCAAUCCCAGAACACUGAUGUCAAAGAUACUUUGAUAGUGACCUCACAGGGGCGCUGUGAAGACUGUGAGGUUCCUCGGGGUAUUGGUAAAGUGCUUUGAGUGAACUGGACGUUUCAUUAAAGUUUGUUGGU
Messenger RNA from Carlito syrichta (Philippine tarsier), 956 nucleotides. It is a transcript of the gene CUNH21orf140, whose product is annotated as chromosome unknown C21orf140 homolog. The transcript has a single exon. Bases 1 to 756 code for a protein of 251 amino acids. The record is from RefSeq and is a predicted model, not a curated record. Lineage: Eukaryota; Metazoa; Chordata; Mammalia; Primates; Tarsiidae.